Molecule: messenger RNA, 1041 nt
Organism: Mycena indigotica
Lineage: Eukaryota; Fungi; Basidiomycota; Agaricomycetes; Agaricales; Mycenaceae
Product: WD-REPEATS-REGION domain-containing protein
Exons: 4
Coding region: 1-1041 (346 amino acids)
Source: RefSeq, a predicted model, not a curated record
AUGUCGACCUUCUCUCUCUCCCAUCUCCCACCACGACCCCACAUGUGCUUUAUUGUCGGUUCAAUAGACCAGGUCACCAAGGUCUGCCCUCUUUGCCAGGUAUUCCCACAUCCAAGAUGCCCGCACGUCCGCGAUGUCUGUCGAAACCGCGCAAACCACCCUAACUUGACAAUCUCCUUCCUGAAGAAUGCUGAAGUCGAGUCAUUCAACGGCUGUGGCUAUUGCAAGUGGGCCCGGGCCAGCACCAAGACGAAUAACGGCUGGCCGGGCUGUUGCCGUGCGCCUACGACGAGUGAACACAAGUUUAUCCAGCUUGCCGACUGGAAGGCUAUCAGUAUCAUCCACCAUGUCCCAACCCCCCCAGAGAUCAAGUCCGUCCUCGAUUCCGCAACUUCCCAGACUCGCACCAAGCCGGCCAAAUCGCCAGCCAUGCCUAUUCCGAUGAAGAGUCGUGUUGGCGGCAGCCCGCAAAUGACCCCGUCCUCCAUUGCCGGUACAAGUUCUCGAUCACUCCCUUCGGCUUCCCACAUUGAGAGACCCCGGCAUUCCCUCGACUCAACACCUGCGUCGUCUAAUUCCUCUCCAAACAGGAAACAUGUAGACCUGGACCCAGUCUCCCCGCGAAGAAAUUCAGGGGCUCGACCGCCAACUAGUACGACAAAGCCUAAACCCAUCACCAAGACAUCGCCUCCAGCCACAACCAAGGUGCUUGCAAAGCCUGUUGAGCUUCCCAGGCCAUCCAGAAAGCUGGAUAUCGAAACAUCCAGCACCUCAAGCAGUGGCAGCGACAGCAUCAGUUCAGGGUCCUACACUGAAAGCACUGUCACCUCAGAUGGAGGGUUUACUGAUUACCUUUCUUCCGAGUCCGAGGAGGAGCUUCAGAGGCAGGCAGAGGCCAAGGCCGCAGUUGUUGUCCAGAACGAGGCCGAGGAGAACGAGUUUAGGAUGGCCAGACAGAUGUUGGCCAAUAUUACCACUCGUCCUCCUCGUAGUUGGCUUCCGGAUAGCGAGAGAGCACGAGUCGCGUCGACGCGAGGCUGA